AUGUCAGUGCUAAAGCGCCGUGUUCCCUACCACUCCUCCUUUUUCGCGACCAAGGCAGGCCAAAAAAGGGGGUUGCCCACUCCCAUAGAAGUCAUCGCCCUCUCAAAAGACUUCAAAACUGAUCCACCGCCCGCCCCGGUUAAGUUUGAUCAUCUCAACCUUCUUGUCAAGUUUGGUUCAGCUGUGGAGAUUGAAGAAGCCCUAUGCCUACGCAUGAUUCGAAAGACCUUCUGUGACAAGAUACCUGUCCCAGAGGUGUAUGGCUGGAAAGUUCACAACGGCUGUGUAUUUAUAUACAUGGAGCUUAUUCGAGGAGACACAUUGCAUGAUCGAUGGGAUUCUCUAAGUGAAGCUGAGAAGGCCUCAAUCUGUGAUCAGCUUCAGGUGAUCGUUUCCUCACUCCGCCAGGUUGAACAAGAUCCAAAGGAUCCAUUUAUUGGAUCCAUCGCUCGUCAACAUUUACAUGACUAUGUAUUUGAAACUAUGCCCUGGAAGGGACCUUUUAAAAAUGAGAGAAAAUUCAACGACUGGUUCUCUUCACUGCCUCAGCACUGGCUUCCUGAAUCACGCAAAUAUCGGGACCCCUAUCGUGACUACUUGCCAGACAAUGGAACCAUCAAGCUGACUCAUGGGGACUUGCAUCAUGGUAACAUUUUAAUCUCGCCAACACGUCCCCCGCGUAUUAUUGCUCUCAUUGAUUGGGCCCAUGCUGGUGGGUACCCAGAAUUCUGGGAGUAUUGCAAGGCUCUGUACACAUCACAUUAUGAGGGAGAGUGGCGUAAUGUUUGGAUACCCAAGUUCUUAGACCCGUACGAGACUGAGGGUACUAUUUUUGGGGGAAUAUGUAUCGCAGAUGGGAGCAAUAUGAGUUGUUCAGAUUGA
Coccidioides immitis RS is the source of this 882-nucleotide messenger RNA. Its product is annotated as phosphotransferase enzyme family protein. Bases 1 to 882 code for a protein of 293 amino acids. The record is from RefSeq and is a predicted model, not a curated record. NCBI's taxonomy places the organism in Eukaryota, Fungi, Ascomycota, Eurotiomycetes, Onygenales, Onygenaceae. The transcript is spliced from 3 exons.